AUGGCAUCUCCUCCUCAACAACAGGAUGAGGGGCAUGAGCAGAAGGCCCCCUCAUCUGCACCUUCCCAGCAGGAGGAACAAGUUCCUGAGGAGAAGGCCCCUUCAUUUGCACCUUCCCAACAGGAGGAAGUCCCUGAGCAGAAGGCCCCCUCAUCUGCACCUUCCCAGCAGGAGGAAGUCCCUGAGCAGAAGGCCCCCUCAUCCGCACCUUCACAGCAGCAGCAGGAAGUCCCUGACCAGGAGGCCACCUCAUCUGCACCUUCACAACAGGAGCAAGUCCCUGAGGAGAAGGCCCCCUCAUCUGCACCUUCCCAGCAGGAGGAGCUAGUCCCUGAGCAGAAGGCCCCCUCAUCUGCACCUUCCCAGCAGGAGGAAGUCCCUGAGGAGAAGGCCCCCUCAUCUGCACCUUCCCAGCAGGAGCAGCAAGUCCCUGAGGAGAAGGCCCCUUCAUCUGCACCGUCCCAACAGGAGGAAGUCCCUGAGGAGAAGGCCCCCUCAUCUGCACCUUCCCAGCAGGAGCAGGAAGUCCCUGACCAGAAGGCCCCCUCAUCUGCACCUUCCCAGCAGGAGCAGGAAGUCCCUGACCAGAAGGCCCCCUCAUCCGCACCUUCCCAGCAGGAGGAAGUCCCUGAGCAGAAGGCCCCCUCAUCUGCACCUUCCCAGCAGGAGGAGCUAGUCCCUGAGCAGAAGGCCCCCUCAUCUGCACCUUCCCAGCAGGAGCAGCAAGUCCCUGAGGAGAAGGCCCCCUCAUCCUCACCUUCCCAGCAGGAGGAAGUCCCUGAGCAGAAGGCCCCCUCAUCUGCACCUUCCCAGCAGGAGCAGCAAGUUCCUGAGGAGAAGGCCCCUUCAUUUGCACCUUCCCAACAGGAGGAAGUCCCUGACCAGAAGGCCCCCUCAUCCUCACCUUCCCAGCAGGAGGAAGUCCCUGAGCAGAAGGCCCCCUCAUCUGCACCUUCACAACAGGAGCAAGUCCCUGAGGAGAAGGCCCCCUCAUCUGCUCCUUCCCAGCAGGAGGAAGUCCCUGACCAGGAGGCCCCUUCAUCUGCACCUUCACCACAGGAGGAACAAGUCCCUGAGCAGAAGGCCCCCUCAUCUGCACCUUCUCAGCCGGAGGAGCUAGUCCCUGAGCAGAAGGCCCCCUCAUCUGCACCUUCCCAGCAGGAGCAGGAAGUCCCUGACCAGAAGGCCCCCUCAUCUGCACCUUUCCAAAAAGAGCAGCAAGUCCCUGAGGAGAAGGCCCCUUCAUCUGCACCUUCCCAACCUGAGCAGCAGGUCCCUGAGCAGAAGGCCCCCUCAUUUGCACCUUCCCAAAAAGAGCAGCAAGUCCCUGAGGAGAAGCCUCCCUCAUCUGCACCUUCCCAAAAAGAGCAGCAAGUCCCUGAGGAGAAGGCCCCCUCAUUUGCACCUUCUCAGCAGGAGCAGCAAGUCCAUGAGGAGAAGGCCCCUUCAUCUGCACCGUCCCAACAGGAGGAAGUCCCUGAGCAGAAGGCCCCCUCAUCUGCACCUUCCCAGCAGGAGCAGCAAGUCCCUGAGGAGAAGGCCCCCUCAUCCGCACCUUCCCAGCAGGAGGAAGUCCCUGAGCAGAAGGCCCCCUCAUCUGCACCUUCCCAGCAGGAGGAAGUCCCUGACCAGGAGGCCACCUCAUCUGCACCUUCACAACAGGAGGAGCUAGUCCCUGAGCAGAAGGCCCCCUCAUCUGCACCUUCCCAGCAGGAGCAGGAAGUCCCUGACCAGAAGGCCCCCUCAUCUGCACCUUUCCAAAAAGAGCAGCAAGUCCCUGAGGAGAAGCCUCCCUCAUCUGCACCUUCCCAAAAAGAGCAGCAAGUCCCUGAGGAGAAGGCCCCCUCAUUUGCACCUUCCCAAAAAGAGCAGCAAGUCCCUGAGGAGAAGCCUCCCUCAUCUGCACCUUCCCAAAAAGAGCAGCAAGUCCCUGAGGAGAAGGCCCCCUCAUUUGCACCUUCUCAGCAGGAGCAGCAAGUCCAUGAGGAGAAGGCCCCUUCAUCUGCACCGUCCCAACAGGAGGAAGUCCCUGAGCAGAAGGCCCCCUCAUCUGCACCUUCCCAGCAGGAGCAGCAAGUCCCUGAGGAGAAGGCCCCCUCAUCCGCACCUUCCCAGCAGGAGGAAGUCCCUGAGCAGAAGGCCCCCUCAUCUGCACCUUCACAGCAGGAGCAGGAAGUCCCUGACCAGAAGGCCCCCUCAUCUGCACCUUCCCCAAAAGAGCAGCAAGUCCCUGAGGAGAAGCCUCCCUCAUCUGCACCUUCCCAAAAAGAGCAGCAAGUCCCUGAGGAGAAGGCCCCCUCAUUUGCACCUUCUCAGCAGGAGGAAGUCCCUGAGGAGAAGGCCCCUUCAUCUGCACCUUCCCAGCAGGAGCAGCAAGUCCCUGAGGAGAAGGCCCCUUCAUCUGCACCGUCCCAUCAGGAGAAGCAAGUCCCUGAGGAGAAGGCCCCCUCAUCUGCACCUUCCCAGCAGGAGCAGCAAGUCCCUGAGGAGAAGGCCCCUUCAUCUGCACCUUCCCAACAGGAGCAGCAAGUCCCUGAGCAGAAGGCCCCCUCAUCUGCACCUUCCCAGCAGGAGCAGCAAGUCCCUGAGGAGAAGGCCCCUUCAUCUGCACCGUCCCAGCAGGAGGAGCAAGUCCCUGAGGAGAAGGCCCCCUCAUCUGCACCUUCCCAGCAGGAGCAGCAAGUCCCGGAGGAGAAGGCCCCUUCAUCUGCACCUUCCCAACCUGAGCAGCAGGUCCCUGAGCAGAAGGCCCCCUCAUCUGCACCUUCCCAGCAGGAGCAGGAAGUCUCUGACCAGGAGGCCACCUCAUCUGCACCUUCCCAACAGGAGCAAAUUCCUAACCAGAAGGCCACCUCAUCUGCACCUUCCCAGCAGGAGCAGCAAGUCCCUGAGGAGAAGGCCCCUUCAUCUGCACCGUCCCAGCAGGAGGAGCAAGUCCCUGAGGAGAAGGCCCCCUCAUCUGCACCUUCCCAGCAGGAGCAGCAAGUCCCGGAGGAGAAGGCCCCUUCAUCUGCACCUUCCCAACCUGAGCAGCAGGUCCCUGAGCAGAAGGCCCCCUCAUCUGCACCUUCCCAGCAGGAGCAGGAAGUCUCUGACCAGGAGGCCACCUCAUCUGCACCUUCCCAACAGGAGCAAAUUCCUAACCAGAAGGCCACCUCAUCUGCACCUUCCCAACAGGAGGAAGUCCCUGGGCACAAAAGCACCUCAUCUGAUGAAGCAUUUGAUGAAAUUGAUUUUCCUUCGGAAGGUGAUCCUGAUUCUGAGGAGGAAACCGAUUAUGAUCACCUUGAUCACAUACUUCCUUUCCGUAUCCUAAGACAGUUCUUUUCUGGCCUCAGAGGUAGGUAUCUAUUUUUCCCUUGAUAUUGAGAUUAUACAGACAUUCUUACAUUCUACCCCCAAUGUCAGACACAUUAUUCCUUUGAAUACCUGUUGCUCUUAGUUGGAGGAGGUGAGAUUAGUGAUGUCCAAAUCUCAUUACCCACUGUGAGAACAUGAUAAUGAACUAGAAGAGCCACUGGCCUGAUUUGGGAGGCUUAUUUAUUUAUUUAUUUAUUUAUUUAUUUAUUUUCUGUUUUAAUGGGUUCAUCCAUUUUCAGUCCAUGAUUUGUCCAGCCACAUAGGUCCAUGUUUGUAGACUGCCCUGAUGUCUGCAUCUCCUCCAGAGCCAUAUUGCUGUUUUUGGUUCUUUGGAUCAAACAUCAGUUUCAAAUCCUGCAAUGAAGCUUUCAAUGGACAUGGACAGUUUUCUUUGAUCUUCUGUGGCCUGUGAGCAGUCUGGAAUCAUUUCCAGUCCCCGUUAGGAGACGCCAGGGAUUGGACAUGCCAGUAUCUGCAUGCAAAUAAUGUCUUCCAUUCUCCCCUUUUCCUCACUUCAUUUGUGUGUGUGUGGUUGUUUGUUUGUUUGCUUGUUUUUUUUAAAAAAUCACCAUUGUUGACAUAAGACAUUCCAGCACCAUGCACUAUAGUUUAUCAUAGAAUCAUAGAAUUGUAGAGUUGGAAGGGACCCUCACGGGUUAUCUAGUCCAACCCUCUGCAAUGCAGGAAUCCCAAGUAACGCAUCCAUGACAGAUGGCCAGUCAACCUUUGCUUGAAAACCUCCAAGAAGAGUCCACAACUUCCCAAAGGAGACCGUUUCACUCUUGAACAGCUCUUACUGUCAGAAAGUUUUUCCUGAUGUUUAGUUGGAAUCUCCUUCCUUUUAACUUGAAGCCAUUUGUUUUAAUCAUAACUGCUUUGCCCCCCGGAGCAGGAGGAAACAAGCACUCUUCUUCCAUGUGACAGCCCUUGACUUAUUUGAAGGUGGUUAUCAUAUCUUCUCUCAGUCCCCUCUUUUCCAGGUUAAACAUCUGUAGCUCCUUCACCCGCUCCUCAUAAGGCUUGGUUUCCAGACACUUGAUCAUCUUGGCUGCCCUCUUCUGCACACGUUCCAGCUUGUCAACAUCCUUCUUAAAUUGUGGUGCCUGGCAUUGGACACAGUAUUCCAGGUGUGGUCUGAACAAGACAGAAUAGAGCGGUACUAUUACUUCCCUUGAUCUGGGCACUAUAAAGUGGUACCUCGGGUUAAGAACUUAAUUUGUUCUGGAGGUCCGUUCUUAACCUGAAACUGUUCUUAACCUGAAGCACCACUUUAGCUAAUGGGGCCUCCCACUGCUGCUGUGCGAUUUCUGUUCUCAUCCUGAAGCAAAGUUCUUAACCCGAAGUACCAUUUCUGGGUUAGUGGAGUCUGUAACCUGAAGCAUCUGUAACCUGAGGUACCACUGUACUUCUGUUGAUACAGCGUAGAGUAGUGUUAGCUCUUUUUUUGCUGUUGCAAAAAAUGUGAAGACCACUAGAUCCUUUGCACAUGUACUGCUAAUAAGCCAGGUGUCCCCCAUCUUAUAUUUGUACAUCUGGUUGCUCUUCUUCUUCUUCUUCUUCUUCUUCUUCUUCUUCUUCUUCUUCUUCUUCUUCUUCUUCUUCUUCUUCUUCCUCUUCUUUUUCUUCUUCCUUGUCCUUGUAGGAUAAGUUCCCAAUCAUGACAGAGUUAUGUGUCUCUUUCAUUCAGGGGCCCUGCACUGCCGAAAGCUGGGAGGUGUCUGCCGACCAAAAAGAGCAAAAUGCAGGACGACUCUACAGAUUCAGAUCCCGUGUGGUCCUGGCAGGAAAUGUUGCUCCCUUUGGUGAACUGA
Podarcis lilfordi (Lilford's wall lizard) is the source of this 5171-nucleotide messenger RNA. The record is from the annotation of a GenBank genome assembly. Lineage: Eukaryota; Metazoa; Chordata; Lepidosauria; Squamata; Lacertidae.